AUGCAGAACAACGACGACGACAAGCGCCAAGGGCUCGCCAGGCCCCCUCCCGGAGAUCAAAGCGGAAGGGACGACCGGACCGAGGGCAGCGAGGCUGCCUCGACUCGCCGCCGACCCGCUCCCAAUCAUCCGCCCUCCCGCCCCCCUCCGCCUCCUCCUGCCCACUCAAGGCCUACCGAGUCGUCUCUGCUGCGCCCGGAGCAGCGGCAGUUCAUCCUCCGCUGGCUGAGCCACAUCGCGCCCCCACAGCAGUGCGAGCCGGCUGUACCUGAGGAGUCCAUUGAGACGGAAGCCCCAGACACCGAGGACCGGGAGCUUGCGGCCCAAGAUCCCCACGUUCAACAGAAUCUGGAGCGCCAGGUUCGGAACCUUCAGAUAAGAACCCAGCUGCUUCUCCAACAGGGUGCCUCCUCGCCAGAGCCCCGCCCCUUGAGCCCCAGUCACACAAAAUCCGACAACUUGCCGGCUGCUGAGCUUGCCAGGCUAGGCAGACCCGGUCCCAAAGAUUGGACCGCGCCGUUCGCCAUGGCCAGCAACAGCCUGCAAGUCCGGAAUCCGGACUUUCUUAGCACCAAACAGAAGGCGAUCGAGGAUGCGAAAAAGAUGCAGGCAAUUGUUGAAGAAGACUGCAACAGAGCAGGAAAGGAUGUGCCCCCGUAUCAGUUACAGGAACUAAUCGGGAAAGGGAAUUAUGGCCGGGUCUACAAAGCUACUGACCUCAAGACGAAAGCGCUCGUCGCUGUCAAAAUCAUCAACAUUGAGGAAGGCGACACUCUAAACCCAAAGCUCGCCGACACGUACAGCGAAUUCAUGAAAGAAGUUUCCGCCCUCAAGCUUCUCAGCGACACGGGAGCCAAGAACAUCAAUCUCACCCUCGAUGUGCUCCCGGUCGGCCAGGCCAUGUGGAUGGUCACCGAGUACUGUGCCGGUGGAAGUGUUGCGACCCUCAUGAAGCCCACAGCGCCGGGCGGGUUGCAGGAGAAAUGGAUCAUACCCAUCGUACGAGAAGUGGCAGAGGCCAUUUACUGGGUUCACAAGGAGGGCAUCAUUCAUCGAGACAUCAAGUGCGCCAACGUCUUGGUCACCGAAGCAGGCGGUGUCCAGCUCUGCGAUUUCGGCGUGGCCGGCAUCAUCGAGUCCAAACUCGACAAGCGCACCACCUUCAUUGGGACGCUCAACUGGAUGGCGCCAGAGCUCUUCGACCCCGUCCCUUCGUACAGCACGCCAGUCGACAUUUGGGCCUUUGGCUGCUUGGUCUACGAGCUUGCCUCGGGUCUUCCCCCAAUGGCAGGCUUGAACAUACAGCAGCUGGGUCAAUACAUCAAAAACCACGCCCCACGGCUCGAAGGUGACUAUUCGGAUCAGAUCAAGGACCUGGUGGCCUUCUGCCUCGUCGAAGAUCCGGCCAAGCGGCCGACCAUCCAAGAAAUCCAGCAGCACCCAUACAUUUUCAAAACCAGCGAUGCGUACCCAACCGCUUCGCUCGCUAAUCUUGUCAAGGCAUACAAGCUCUGGGAGGGACAAGGAGGCAUCAGAAAGUCGCUCUUCGCUCCCAUCGGCGUGCAAGGGCCAUCAGACUGUGCAUCCUCGGACCUUCCAAGCGACGAAUGGAACUUCAGCACCACCGUCGACUUUGACCGGCAGGUCAUGAACACGGAUGCCCAGGCCGUCUUCGACGUAUACGGAUCCAAUGUUGAGUUUGAGAUCAACGAACAAACUUCGCGCCCGUCGAAGCCCAAGCAGCGCCGGCGAGCCCCUCCACAGCUCCAACCUGUCAAGGCGCCUCUCGAAAAAGUGUUUGACCCCAACACCAUUUCCAACUACGAGGAGAAUUCGCGUGCGUACUACGGCAGAGCGCCCCCUCCUCCCAUGACGACCACCUCAGAUCUUCCUCUCCGAGACGACUCGCUGCACUCGACCCUCCGAGAGUCACUUAUUGACCUUGACGCAUCCCUUCACGACGGCGGCGAUCUAUCCCAGUUCGUCGACAUGGCAACCAUCCGAGCCGGCAUGCGUGUGCCGAGCGACUCGGAGCCCGACAACGUUGCCGACUACAACAAGCCGCCGCUGAGCGAUCCUGCAGACUUGAACCCCAACCGCCGGACCCAAGACUGGAAGUUCCCGGCCAUGGCUCCACCGGCGUCAGCCAAUCCCGAAAUGUCUCGGUUUCCGUUCCACGAAGAGCGGUCCGAGAAAUCACGGCCACCUGUGAUCCACCACGCCUCGGAUUCUGGAGCCUUUCUCGCAGAGCCAUACGAUCUCAUGCCGCCCCAGUCGCAGGAUAACCGUGCGUCGGUCAGCAGCUUGAUUGAUCUAGAUGAGGGCCUGGUCAUGCCGGAGCUGACCCGCCCGUCCACCGCCAAUUCAGAUGUCGGCUCGGUGACUGGCUCAGACAUUGGCGGCGCCAACCCUUUCGACCUGGAGCGUCACGCGUCGCUCUACAUCUCAACUCAAAUCGGGAUCCGCGAGCCAUCCAUCUACGUCUCGGACGACAGCGACCUUGCCCACCUGGCCAAGGCUGCCACCGACGACACACAAUAUCCGGCCCGCGACUUUACCGCCGCGAACGGCGCAACCGGCGCACAAUCCACGUCCCACUCGCGGUCAACCAGCUACGACGACAGCUACUCGGUCAACGAGUAUGACUCCGAGUACCUCACCAUGGGCGUGUCGACGCCGAUGAGCAACACGGACCGGCGCAGCCGGGCGCGGACCCGGGGCCGGUCGCAGUCGGGCGCGAGCGUCAGCAGCAGUACUGCGCAGCUGCGGCAUCCCAGGAUCGAGGCGAUGAACGGCUUGAUGGGCGUCGUUGACAGCGCGGACACGGGCCUGGGGGGAGUACCGGCGCCGCCGUCGGCUAGGGUCAUGCUGGGAAUGGCUGGCCGGGAACAGGUGCGCGACGAGGUGAUGCGCUUGCUGGCGAGUUUCUCGGAGCAGCUGGGGGCCACGAAUGCUUAUGUCUCGGCGCUGCCAUCAACUGCAUUUGAAAAUCACCAAUUAAUCCAUCUUCGGCUCACAACUGCAUCACUUACACAUCCUCGGCUCACCUAUACCACCACCACCACCACCACCAUGAAGACGCGAAUUCUCAAAGUGCCGCUUGCCGGAAAAGACGAAUCCGUCUUGGGCCGGUGGGCAGCAACCAUGCCCGACGGCAAACCAGACCUUACCAAAUGGGACAUCCCUUCAUCCUCCGAAGACGCAGACCCGGUCCUGAGCCCCUUGCACGAGGCAGCGCAGCUCCUACGCACCACCUCGGUCCCCGUCGCCUUCCCAACCGAAACGGUCUACGGCCUCGGCGCCGACGCCACCCGCUCCGCCGCCGUGCGCGGCAUUUACUCGGCCAAGGGCCGCCCCUCGGACAACCCGCUGAUCCCCAUCACACUCUUCCGCAAGAACCGAGCCACGUCGUAG
This is a messenger RNA of Parathielavia appendiculata, 3414 nucleotides long. RefSeq lists its product as uncharacterized. The record is from RefSeq and is a predicted model, not a curated record. The transcript is spliced from 7 exons. Gene Ontology annotation, molecular function: double-stranded RNA binding; ATP binding; protein serine/threonine kinase activity. Gene Ontology annotation, biological process: chromosome segregation; protein phosphorylation. Gene Ontology annotation, cellular component: cytoplasm; nucleus; mitotic spindle pole body. The coding region runs from base 1 to 3414 and encodes 1137 amino acids. NCBI's taxonomy places the organism in Eukaryota, Fungi, Ascomycota, Sordariomycetes, Sordariales, Chaetomiaceae.